UUCUGAUCGAGUUCUUUGCUCGUCGAGACGUGUAAUCCCAUCGCGUGCUCGUCUGGAGUGCCCCUCCUUCACUUCUCUCCACCCUCCUGCGCCUCCUCUGCCUCCUGAGCUUAUAGUGCUGCCGUCAUUAUUACCAUAUGGCAGCAGUAUUCAUCCCACCUUCUCCCCAAACCUCUCAUAAUAUGUCGACUCGCCGACCACUCGCAAACGUGCCGAAUGCUACCAAUUCCCCUCACAGGUCAGGCCUCGUGCCGGCCAAACGCCUCCGGGCGGCGUCAACCCAGCUGGACAUCCCUUACGGCCAGCCUCCUCCGAAGAAGCAGGUAGUCGACGGCCAGGACCCGGAGGCCCGUUCACCCACCCGUCCCCGGACCUCCGCCUUACAGAACCCGGACUCCAAGUUGUUUACCCGCCGGACGAACAAUGCCCAGCCCAGCGCGUUCGAGAGGAAGCUGGUUGCCGUGAGGGACAAGGAACGACAGACGCAGGUGAAAGUCACGAGAAACGACAAGCCGUCCGCGGAGACGCUCGAUGCCAUGCGACAGUGGCAAAGGCACUACCGAAAGGCCUUUCCUCAGUUCGUCUUCUACUUCGAUAGUAUUCCGGAGGAUGUUCGAAGCAAAUGCUCGAGGCAGGUUCUGGCUUUGGGAGCUCGCGAAGAAAAAUUCUUCUCGCGUCAAGUAAGCCAUGUCGUGACCUCUCGCCCCAUCCCCCCUGAAAAUGAUACCGCAACCCCGACCGAGAUCAACGCAGAACCUACAGAGCAAGUCCAUGUGGACGGUACCUUGCAGACUGUCAACCCGUCUCUACUCGACAAGAACGCCGAAAGCCACCUUCACAUGUCCCUAAAGAACGAUGCACGCCGUGAACAGCGAGGAAUGGAUGUGCUGCACCGGGCACGGCAGAUGCGCAUGAAGAUCUGGGCGAUCGAAAAGCUUCAGCGGAUGAUUGCUACAAUAAACGAUGGGGAUAUUGGAGGUCAUACGGGGUCGACACGGACUACCAAUGCCGUUAGUGGCCACACCAGAGUCAAGGGCGAGAACGAUCUCUCGCAGGUCCUGCAGAACGAGCUGAUGAACGGCCCCUCCGAUCGCAAUCCUCACUCGGUUCUCAAGGAGCAGAUUUUGUUCAAGGGACCUUUCAUCUACGUGCAUGAUAUGGAUGAGAAGACGAGACCUGUCAUGGUUCGUGAGUACGCGAGGGUGGUCAAACGGCAGGACGGAACCUGGCCGCAAUUCCGAAGUGCACCGCUAGGCAAGUGUCCGUUCAUCGAUGAGCCCCCGACGAAGAAGGAUUUGGAUCGACAACGCGCCCGGCAACGUGAGAAGGAGAAGAAGCUCGUCUUUAAGCCUAUGCCUGCCCAAGAGAUUCGAGACACCAAACUCAACGCACCGGAGAUCAACAGAACCACGGAAGAAGCUGAGGAUGCAACUCCUGAAUACAGCCCCGCAGAGACUAUCUGUCAAGGAAAGCAACCUGAAAUGCAGGAGAUGCAGCCGACUCGCCCGCCGUCGCCUAGAAAGAGCUCCGAGAGCUUCUGUCCGCCGCCCCUGCAGCGCACGGGCCCAUUCUUCCAUGGCCGUGAACCCGCCGCGUCGGGGGUACAGCCCUCUAACAUCACCUCUGCUAUCCGCUCCCAGAUGGUCUCUUCAACUGCUGCCGCACCCGGUGCCAAGGCUGGGCUGAGCAAGGAGGUCCAUGAAUUGAAGCGGAAGGUGCUUGAGAAAGGAAAUGGAGGGCUGAGCACUACCACCAGCAUGAUGCCACCCUCACACCACACCACAGACAUGAACACGACGCUGAAGAUGCGAGCCCACGAAAGUCGACCGAGUAAUCUGAGCCACACCGAGAAGGCCAUGAAUGUGAUUGAUGAAGGAACGACGCAGUCAGAGGGUGCUGGGGCACUUAAGCGACUUACAAGUAACCGCAGGGGUAUGACUCCGAAGAAAAAGGAGCGGCGGAGGGACCCCAAGCCAGGCUAUUGUGAAAACUGCAGGGACAAGUUCGACGACUUCGACGAGCACAUCAUGACUCGGAAGCACCGCAAGUUCGCCAUGAGUAGAGCCAACUGGACCGAACUCGAUGCCUUGCUCACCCAGCUGGAGAGACCACUGAAGCCCGAAUGUUUUAGACUUGAUUAAAGGUCCUUGGUACGAGGAUACGUUAAAAAAGGUGGAUAUAUGAUAUGUACAAUAUAUCGCAUGUCUCAGAUCUUCACGCAUCAGUCACCGUGUCGUUUGCCCGGGGCAGCCAGUUGGCCGCUCAGCGGGGAAAUCAUAUACGCAAGGCCUUAGCACAUUUCCGUCCCAUGACAUACAUACGACUUUUG
Molecule: messenger RNA, 2329 nt
Organism: Aspergillus homomorphus CBS 101889
Lineage: Eukaryota; Fungi; Ascomycota; Eurotiomycetes; Eurotiales; Aspergillaceae
Product: protein serine/threonine kinase activating protein nimO
Exons: 3
Coding region: 138-2141 (667 amino acids)
Biological process (GO): regulation of cell cycle phase transition; positive regulation of nuclear cell cycle DNA replication
Cellular component (GO): nucleus; Dbf4-dependent protein kinase complex
Molecular function (GO): nucleic acid binding; protein serine/threonine kinase activator activity; zinc ion binding
Source: RefSeq, a predicted model, not a curated record